Ascochyta rabiei is the source of this 282-nucleotide messenger RNA. RefSeq lists its product as uncharacterized. The record is from RefSeq and is a predicted model, not a curated record. Lineage: Eukaryota; Fungi; Ascomycota; Dothideomycetes; Pleosporales; Didymellaceae. The transcript has a single exon. Bases 1 to 282 code for a protein of 93 amino acids.
AUGAGCGAAAGCCAGAAGAACUGUGUGCUUGACAUCCUCGCGGACGAAGACUAUGUUCACAUCACCGACUCGCCCCGCCCUAACCUCGCUUUCGGUGGCCCACAAAGAUUGCUGGUGCUCUCUAGGAUCCAGUCUAGCCGUCAGAAAGGCACCGUCUUCGUUAUCCACGUGUAUAGUGAAGUUGAAUCGACAGAUCUUGUCGCCAUUGCUUCUGGCGAAGAAGUGAGGUUCCCCAACUGGUCCACCAAUUCGACUCGCUCGAAGACCGGCCUCCUCCCAUAA